AAAGAUGGCGCUACGGAUUCCGUUGUUGCUAUGACUCCCCCAAUUGUUGAAUUUGAGGGAAAUAACAGUUUGAUCUGUUAGUACUUUUUAGGUGAUAAUAUAAUACUAUUUUUAACAUUACCAUUGUUUCAAAUAGGAAAUAAAGUGAUGGAAGGAUUUACUUAUCAACAGAUUAAAGAUCUUCAGCAGUUAAUCACCUGCCCUAAAGAUUCAGAUUCAGAUUCGGAUAGCGAAGAUCUGAAGCAACGUUUAUCACGUCAAAAAAUCAGCCCUGGAGACAUUGGUAAGCCAAGCACAACAAUAACUAAUGCGACUGCCGAUGAAGCUCAGCAAAAUACAAAAGAUUCCAAUAUAUGGCAUCCGUUGGAAGUAAAUGUCGGAAAGAAUAUUCAGGACAAGGAUCCACGAAUAGUUCCUAAAUAUGAGAUGAAAUUUAAACAAACCGUUGGCACGGAAGAUAUUUUUCUUGGAAUGAAUCUAAAAACACCGGCAACCGCUUCUUGCAAGUGGUUAACGAUACUGGUUACGCUACCCUCGGAAAAAAUGGAAAAAAUCGAGUUAUCCGUAGAAUAUGACGUCAUCGAUAUACGCAGCCCCAAAUAUCGGUUACAACUGCCAACGCCUUUCUCCGUCGAUCCAAAUAGUUCGUCGGCCAAGUGGAAUCCCGAUAGCGAAUGCUUGGAAUUGACGCUGAAACUCUGUAGGGAGCUCGACAAUAUUAAUUUCUAAAAGCAGCAUAAAGUAACGAGUGUCACCAAAUUAAGCACAUUUAA
Molecule: messenger RNA, 773 nt
Organism: Ceratosolen solmsi marchali
Lineage: Eukaryota; Metazoa; Arthropoda; Insecta; Hymenoptera; Agaonidae
Gene: Dnaaf6
Product: Dynein axonemal assembly factor 6
Exons: 4
Coding region: 148-729 (193 amino acids)
Biological process (GO): axonemal dynein complex assembly
Cellular component (GO): cytoplasm
Molecular function (GO): dynein intermediate chain binding; protein-folding chaperone binding
Source: RefSeq, a predicted model, not a curated record